Sceloporus undulatus (fence lizard) is the source of this 901-nucleotide messenger RNA. RefSeq names its product translocase of outer mitochondrial membrane 40 (gene TOMM40). The coding region runs from base 92 to 853 and encodes 253 amino acids. Gene Ontology annotation, molecular function: transmembrane protein transporter activity. Gene Ontology annotation, cellular component: mitochondrial outer membrane; mitochondrial outer membrane translocase complex. NCBI's taxonomy places the organism in Eukaryota, Metazoa, Chordata, Lepidosauria, Squamata, Phrynosomatidae. The transcript is spliced from 7 exons. The record is from RefSeq and is a predicted model, not a curated record. Gene Ontology annotation, biological process: protein import into mitochondrial matrix.
GUCUGGGGGCAGGCGGGUUCGGGUGUCUCCCGGCUCCAGCCCUCGCUGCCGCUGCUGCUCCUGCCGCCGCCGCCGCCGCCGCGUUCUCGCCAUGGGCAAUGUCCUGGCUGCCAGCUCCCCGGCACCCCCUCCCACGGUGCCAGGGCCGGGCUCUGGCUUGGUAUCGGUGCCGCCUGGCUUCUCCAUGCCCCCCGUCACUGGGCUGGUUCCCCCAACACAAGACCACCCCACAGAUGACAAGUGUGACCAGCUUCCCAAUCCAGGCACCUUUGAGGAAUGUCACCGGAAAUGCAAAGAAUUAUUCCCCAUCCAAAUGGAGGGUGUGAAGUUGACUGUGAACAAAGGUCUCAGCAACCACUUCCAGGUCAAUCACACGGUGGCCCUCAGCACAGUUGGUGACUCCAAUUACCACUUUGGGGUAACCUACGUAGGGACAAAGCAGCUCAGCCCCACAGAGGCCUUUCCAGUCCUGGUGGGCGAUAUGGAUAACAGCGGCAGCCUCAAUGCACAGAUCAUUCACCAGCUCACAAAUAAGGUUCGCUCCAAGGUGGCCUUUCAGACGCAGCAGUCAAAGUUUGUGAACUGGCAAGUGGAUGGCGAAUACCGGGGUACAGACUUCACUGCUGCCGUCACGCUAGGGAACCCCGACAUUUUGGUUGGCUCAGGGAUCGUGGUGGCACAUUAUCUACAGAGCAUCACGCCGUCCCUGGCGCUGGGUGGGGAGCUGGUGUAUCACCGCCGCCCAGGAGAAGAGGGAACCGUCAUGUCCCUUGCUGGGAAGUAUACAGGUACCCAGCAAAAAGCUUGGCAAAUUGAGAGUUGGCUUGUAUUGUACUCUCUGAGAUAUGCUUAGCUCCUACCUCUGAGUGUGUGUGUGUGUUCAGAACUCUACUUUGUCUCA